CCUGAGGUGAGCACUUGACCAUCGCAUGUGUUGCAGUGUGUCUCUCUCGUUUUCUACGUUUCAAACCAUUGCAGUCUGUUCAGAGGAACCUCAACAUUCACCUUAAAGCAAAAAUUCGGACAAACCUACAGUAUGGCGAGUGGUGAGGACCCCUUUGGGUGUCUGAAGUUGUCCUCUCAGGAGUGCCUGAUUUCUCAGGACCGUAGAACGGUCUGUCCGAAGUGUCAGCUCUCAAGAAAGUACUUCUGUUACACAUGCUACGUACUAGUGGCUGAGUUGGAGGGAAAGGUGCCCAAAGUUAAGUUGCCCUUCAAGGUAGACAUCAUCAAGCACCCUAAGGAGGUAGACGGGAAAAGCACGGCCGCUCAUGCUGCCAUUCUGGCUCCCGAUGACGUCACCAUCUACACCUAUCCCAUCAUUCCAGAGUUCUCCGAUCCAAGCAAGGUGGUGAUUGUUUUCCCUGGGUUAAAUGCUCUCUCAUUGGAGGAUCUCAGCAAAAAGCAACGAGGACUACCAAAGAGUCAAGACAAACCCCAAAACAUCAAGAAACCACAGGCAACAAGUAAAGAAACCAAGGACGGCAGUACAGAAAAUGGCAGAGAAGAACAACAGAAAGAAACAGUUAAGAAAGAAAGCGAAGAUGUUCAAGAGCCCCCGUUGAAAAGACAGCGCACGGAAGGACAACAGUCUACGCCAUUUGAACGUGUAAUCUUCAUAGACAGUACGUGGAACCAAACACAUCGGAUUUUCAAUGAUGAACGACUCAAAGGUCUCCAGUGUGUUAUUCUAAAGGACCACGUGACUCACUUCUGGAGACACCAGCGCAACAAGCCCGACACAUUCCUGGCAACAGUGGAAGCCAUCUACUACUUCUUACGCGAGUAUCAUGAUAUCUUCGAGGGUGUGACGUAUGACGGGAGAUUUGACAACCUCCUCUACUUCUUCUCCUUCAUGUUCCAGAUUGUACAGAAAAGCAAGCAGGAAAAGGGCAGACUCAAGGAGGAAAAAGAUCCUUAAUUUUUAAGUUAUACUUCUGCAAUGGUCAUUGUGAAGCAAGUUUAAACUGUAGUUUCCAACUGCUACACAAGAAAUUCCAGAUUGUACAGAAAAGCAAGCAGGAAAAAGGCAGACUUAAGGAGGAAAAAGAUCCUUAAGUUUUAAGUUAUACUUCUGCAAUGGUCAUUGUGAAGCAAGUUUAAACUGUAGUUUCCAACUGCUACACAAGAAAUUCCAGAUUGUACAGAAAAGCAAGCAGGAAAAAGGCAGACUUAAGGAGGGAAAAGAUCCUUAAUUUUUAAGUUAUACUUCUGCGUUGCUCUAAGUCAUUGUGAAGCAAGUUUAAACUGUAAUUUCCAGCCGUUACACAAGAAAUUCCAGAUUGUACAGAAAAGCAAGCAGGAAAAGGGAAGACUCAAGGAAGAAAAAGAUUCUUAAUUUUUAAGAUAUACAUCUGCACAGGUGCUAAUGUUCAUCUCUUAUUACAUGUAAUCUAAUAUUAAGAUCUUUAAUUUUUAAGUUAGACAACUGUACAGGCACUUAGAAGUUAAUCUGCUCCAGUUUUUAGUAGUGAGACCUUUGACAGAAUUCCCUCCCACAUAUAAUGUCAUAUGUUG
Molecule: messenger RNA, 1613 nt
Organism: Branchiostoma belcheri (Belcher's lancelet)
Lineage: Eukaryota; Metazoa; Chordata; Leptocardii; Amphioxiformes; Branchiostomatidae
Product: DTW domain-containing protein 1-like
Exons: 5
Coding region: 133-1017 (294 amino acids)
Biological process (GO): tRNA modification
Cellular component (GO): nucleus
Molecular function (GO): tRNA-uridine aminocarboxypropyltransferase activity
Source: RefSeq, a predicted model, not a curated record